UCUUUUUCGCUGCUACCAAGAAAGCAGUGAAAGCAGGUUCUGUAUCUGCUCGUGUUCAAGAAACAUCUGAUUCAAAUGAAAACAUUCACUCUCGUCCUCGGCAGCGGAGCGCGGGUUUAGAACGUUUGCGUCAGUAACUUCAUUAUGACGUGAUGAACAUAGAUGUAAAAGAGAGAGAGAAUCUGAGAGAAUCUUUUCUUGCAGUUUUUAUUCUGAAUUCUUCUUUUUUUAUCAUUAUUAUUUUUCAGUUUCUUUUAGAAAAUGGUUAGCGACGUUCAUUGCGAGACAAUGGUUCAAGUCAAAAAGGACAAGAAGAAAAAGAUGAAGUUGGGGAAGUUUCUGUCAUCUUCUGUAGACGCAGUGGCCUCGACCACUACACCUGCAGAUGGUGCCAAAGCCUUCUCCUCUUCUCCAUCCCGAAAGCGCAAAUUUCCAUCUCUGCGCCGGGUCUUCCGCAGAAUUCUGUCAGUGAUUCUGCCCUGUGUGUCCCUCACUGUACCGGAUGAGUCCUCUACCAUCGAGACUCACACAGCCGGUGCUGACACACAAAAAGACGUCUCAUCAGAUGCAUCUUUCUUGUCUGCAGUUAGCAGAUCAUCUGAUCCCGGGUUUGAUCUGCAAGUUGCAAACCAGGAGAAGGAAGCAUAUAGAGACGUAGCUGGAAAACAGAGCUGCCCUUCCAGCGCUGAGGAUACUACCUCAUCCACAAACAUGAGAUCCUCAGAUCUGGAGGCCACCAAAGGGUUCACCUCCUCCAGUUCUGUGGGUGUUUACUCCCCUGAAGAGAGUGAGAUGGCUGACCCUCAGGCUGCAGCCAUUCUUGAAGAUGCAGCUGGUGAUCAGACUGUCCCUGAAGACUGCGUCCUCGGAGUGCUAGCCAGUAUGACAGCCCGGUCAAACAGUCUGCCCCAGGCUGAAAUACUGGAACACACAGAGUGCAGUUCUGAGCGGGAGCAGAUUGAGAUCGAGGAGCUGCACACGGAGGAUGGUGCUCAACUGGCUGAUGUUGUAGCAACAGCAUCACCAACCAACAUCAAUCACUUGGGUUUUCCCAAUUUAGGAAACACUUGCUACAUGAACGCCGUGUUGCAGUGCCUCCUCAGCGUUUCCCCCUUCAGAAAGGAUAUACUUACCCAGAGAGAACGGUGGAACGAGGGAAGCGCAAUGCUCAGGGCGCUUAGUGACCUGCAUAUGACCAGGCUGAUGGGCAACGACAAACAGCUGAAAACAAAGCUCUUGUCCAGUGUGAAGGCCUGCAUUGAAACUCGCCAUCCAGACUUUUUGGGAGACCAUAAACAAGACGCCCAUGAGUUCUUGCUGGUUUGCCUGUCUCACCUUAAAGAGGAGGGCGAGUUUCUGCGAAGCUGCUGGCCCACAUACACCUGCCCAGUAGCUAACAUGGAGUUUCAGCUCAACCGCCUUCUCACCUGCAACAGAGUUCUUCUGUUGUUUCAGCUGUGGUUUCAGAGGAGCUUUACAGAGGAUUCCAACUACCUCUCUCUGGUGAUCAGUCCUCAAAGAAGCCUCACUCACAGCCUGGAGCAGUACUUCAAAACAUCUUCGUUGGACUGCUCAUGCAGUGAGUGUGCUGGCGCGACAGCUUCUGAGGCCCUGGAAUUAGUUACCUGUCCACGGAUCCUGGUGCUUCUGGUGAUGCGUUUUGACAUAACAUCGUCAAUGAAGAAGCUGAAAGAUAAACUGGAAGUUCCACAAGAGUUUUCACUGUCCUGUAGUACAGGUGGAAGAAUCAGACAGCAGGACACUGUAUAAACUAGCUGGUGUCGUGUCACAUAUGGGCAGCAGUUUGUAUUGUGGGCACUACAUCAGUUAUGUCCAUGACGGAUCUGAAUGGCUUAAAUGCAGUGACAACUCCAUCAAAAA
This is a messenger RNA of Puntigrus tetrazona (Sumatra barb), 1881 nucleotides long. RefSeq names its product ubiquitin carboxyl-terminal hydrolase 29-like. Gene Ontology annotation, cellular component: nucleus; cytosol. The coding region runs from base 262 to 1770 and encodes 502 amino acids. Lineage: Eukaryota; Metazoa; Chordata; Actinopteri; Cypriniformes; Cyprinidae. Gene Ontology annotation, biological process: protein deubiquitination; G1/S transition of mitotic cell cycle. The record is from RefSeq and is a predicted model, not a curated record. Gene Ontology annotation, molecular function: cysteine-type deubiquitinase activity; cysteine-type endopeptidase activity. The transcript has 13 exons.